AUGGCUCCAGCUAUCGGUAUCGAUCUGGGCACGACAUACUCCUGCGUGGGUAUCUUUCGUGAUGACCGCAUUGAAAUUAUCGCCAACGACCAGGGUAACCGUACUACGCCCUCUUUCGUGGCUUUCACAGAUACCGAGCGCUUGAUCGGUGAUGCCGCAAAGAACCAAGUGGCCAUGAACCCCACAAACACUGUUUUCGAUGCAAAACGUCUUAUCGGCCGCAAAUUCAACGAUGCUGAAGUCCAGGCUGAUAUGAAGCACUUCCCCUUCAAGAUCAUCGACAAAGCCGGCAAACCCGUCAUCCAGGUCGAGUUCAAGGGCGAGGAGAAGCAAUUCACUCCCGAAGAAAUCUCGUCGAUGGUCUUGACCAAGAUGCGUGAAACUGCCGAAGCCUACCUUGGCGGCACUGUCAACAAUGCUGUCGUUACCGUCCCUGCUUACUUCAAUGACUCUCAGCGUCAGGCCACCAAGGAUGCUGGUCUGAUUGCCGGCCUUAACGUUCUUCGAAUCAUCAACGAGCCUACUGCCGCUGCUAUUGCGUACGGCUUGGACAAGAAAGCUGAGGGCGAACGCAAUGUCCUUAUCUUUGAUUUGGGUGGUGGUACUUUCGAUGUUUCUCUUUUGACCAUCGAGGAGGGUAUCUUUGAAGUCAAAUCUACUGCUGGUGACACUCACUUGGGUGGUGAAGAUUUCGACAACCGUCUUGUCAACCACUUUGUCAACGAAUUCAAGCGUAAGCACAAGAAGGAUCUGUCCUCCAAUGCUCGCGCCCUUCGCCGCCUCCGCACUGCUUGCGAACGUGCCAAGCGCACUCUCUCGUCUGCUGCCCAGACUUCUAUUGAAAUCGACUCUCUCUACGAGGGUGUUGACUUCUACACUUCCAUCACUCGUGCCCGUUUCGAGGAACUUUGCCAGGAUCUCUUCCGUUCCACCAUGGAGCCUGUUGAGCGUGUCCUCCGUGACGCUAAAAUCGAUAAAUCUUCCGUCCACGAAAUCGUCUUGGUCGGUGGUUCUACCCGUAUCCCCAAGAUCCAGAAGAUGGUCUCCGACUUCUUCAAUGGCAAGGAGCCCAACAAGUCUAUCAACCCUGACGAGGCCGUUGCCUACGGUGCUGCUGUCCAGGCUGCUAUCUUGUCUGGCGAUACUUCCUCCAAGUCUACCAACGAAAUCUUGCUUCUCGACGUUGCUCCUCUUUCCUUGGGCAUCGAGACUGCUGGUGGCGUCAUGACUCCUCUCAUCAAGCGCAACACUACUAUCCCAACCAAGAAGUCCGAGACUUUCUCUACUUUCUCCGACAACCAGCCUGGUGUCUUGAUCCAGGUCUACGAAGGUGAACGUGCUCGCACCAAGGACAACAACUUGCUCGGUAAAUUCGAACUUACUGGCAUUCCUCCUGCUCCCCGUGGUGUUCCUCAGAUCGAAGUCACUUUCGAUGUUGACGCCAAUGGUAUCAUGAACGUCUCUGCUCUUGAGAAGGGCACUGGCAAGACCAACAAGAUUGUUAUCACCAACGACAAGGGUCGUCUUUCCAAGGAAGAGAUUGAACGCAUGUUGGCUGAAGCUGAAAAAUACAAGGCUGAAGAUGAGGCCGAAGCUUCUCGCAUUGGCGCCAAGAACGGUCUCGAAUCUUAUGCCUACUCUCUCCGCAACACCAUGAGCGACUCCAAGGUCGAUGAGAAACUUGAUGCUGCCGACAAAGAAACCUUGAAGACUGAGGUCGACAAGGUCGUUGCCUGGCUCGAUGACAACCAGACUGCUACUAAGGAAGAAUACGAAGAGAAGCAGAAGGAACUCGAGGGUGUUGCCAACCCCAUCAUGAUGAAAUUCUACGGAGCUGGCGGUGAAGGCGGUGCUCCCGGUGCCGGCUUCCCACCUGGUGCUGGUGGCCCUGGAGGCUUCCCUGGCGGUGCUGCUCCUCGUGGCCACGGCGGUGAUGACGGCCCAACCGUUGAGGAAGUCGACUAA
Molecule: messenger RNA, 1965 nt
Organism: Ophidiomyces ophidiicola
Lineage: Eukaryota; Fungi; Ascomycota; Eurotiomycetes; Onygenales; Onygenaceae
Gene: SSA2
Product: Hsp70 chaperone
Exons: 3
Coding region: 1-1965 (654 amino acids)
Biological process (GO): protein refolding; cellular response to unfolded protein; vesicle-mediated transport
Cellular component (GO): nucleus; cytosol; plasma membrane
Molecular function (GO): heat shock protein binding; ATP-dependent protein folding chaperone; misfolded protein binding
Source: RefSeq, a predicted model, not a curated record